Molecule: messenger RNA, 3024 nt
Organism: Amoebophrya sp. A25
Lineage: Eukaryota; Dinophyceae; Syndiniales; Amoebophryaceae
Source: the annotation of a GenBank genome assembly
GCAACGUGCUGGUCCUUUGAGUGCACCACUUUUCGUGACAGAUAAUUCUCGUAGAUGUUGCGUAAUAUUCGAAAUUAGAAGACAUUCCGUGACAAAGAGAAAAGAAUAAGAAUCUAAGGCCAAACGAAAAGUAAAAACCACAAUACAUUGCGACUGAUCCAUUUUUGAAGAUUCCAGAUCAUCGAACACAAGGCAAUACCAUGACGAUAAUUCGACGUGCUGACUUGCUGGAAAUAGAUGAUGCUGGAGAGGAAGAAGCUUCAUCAGAGUUCUGCCACAACGACUACGAUGUUGACUUCCACAUCGAUGACGUCUUACCUCCGAUACAACAUGCAGCGCAACAUGUUAUUAUGUCGGCAAGCGACCGAGCGCGCCCUCGCACCUUUUCGGAGGAGCUUCGUGGGUGUGCUGAGGCGGCAAUGGCGCGAAGCUUUACGCCACGUGAGGUCAUCGAGCUCGCCGAAGAGAAGAUCAUUUUGCAAAAGGGCCGCAUGUGCAUAGUGGCACAACUUAUCGGCACUCGACAUAAUCCAAUCUCAUACACAGUUUCCCACGCGCAAAGUCAUACAGCAACAACUAGGGCGUCAAAAAAUAAAAGAAGUACAACUAGUCCUCUGAUGAAUCAAAAGAUUACAGGUUCAGCAGAUGUGAACAAUCAUGAACGAAGUAGUGGUCACAUGAUUAGUCAUAGUAAGAUGAACAUCAAUAGUAUGGACAAUUUUCUUACCUCCGGGGAAAAAAUCUCACGUGCAAAUGCAACAUCAACAACUUCAACUGGCAGAAGUGGACAUAUAGGAGUACUCCGUCGUGGAUCUGAAAAGAACAGUAAAAAUUUUGCAGCAUAUCACAGUAGUAUGACAAGAAGAGACUCUGGCACACACAGAGCAGCAGGAGACAAAAUGCAGAAUCCGAAUGGGAUUUCCAAGAAAAUACAACAUAGUUCUUCGGAUGCGCAGGCCUCUGGGUUGGAUUCCACGGUGACGAACUCAACGCAACAGCGCCAUGGAAUCAAGUUGCGACAUCGUCCUGGUGUCGCAUUUCAGGGUUCACUUGCCGUAGUCAACGCAGCCCAGGAUGCCGACUGUUUUCGAAUGCUGUAUGCUUUGGCAUUGCUGGCUCAGAAUCGCGUUAAUGAGGCGCAUAACGUGGUAACGCUCUUAGAAUGGUCCUUAGGCGUCCAGUCUCAAGGGGCAUAUGCAUUAGAGCAUGAAAAUCGAUGCAGCAUGAAUGCAACUCAUGAGCACAACAGGUGGGAGCAACAAAUUGAUCAACGAUCCUCUACUCCACGAACACAUUCUUCUCCAAGAACACAUCCCCGACCGGAAAGAUCUAAUGGAACAGGUGAACAUGAUGUACAAGAGCGUAGAAUUGCGAAAAAGCAGUCCCCGUUAGUGGCGGAUCCUUGGCUGCCUGAGGAAGCGAUGAUGCUUUUAGAACAGGAUACGUCAUCGUCGAGUUCUGCAUCGAAGAAAAGGCUUUCGCCUUACGAAGUAGACGCGAGUGACGGACGAGCUUUCGUUUUCGAUCGUGCGAGAGGCGAAGUCAUAGAAGUGGAGGACUAUUCAAUCGAUAAUCUCGCGAAAACACUAACGAUGGCGAACGGCGUCGACGCACAACAUCAACAGUCUAACGCCGAAUCUCGUAGUGAUUUCUUUGAACGGGUGAUGACAAAUCUGAAGGAUCCGCGGCGCCGUGGAAGUGCUGUACCGAAGGCGAGUCUGCAUUUUUGUAGUUCGGAUUUGCUCGCCGCUGCUGCGCCACCGGAAGAAACGCAUGGCAAUGCGGAACCGACGAACGCCGCUCCGUCGAUGGUAUCUCAACAUUUACCACCCUCUAAUGCUAAACAUAGCAAAAAGUUUUUCUGAGUGACAACCAUUCUUCCAUGGUCUAACGGUAAAGAGAUAUCAAAUGUGACAUUCACUAGGUAGUCCUACAAGAUAGAUACAUCGUAUCUGCAUCAGCGCUGCCCUUUUGCGGGGUAGUGUGUCUCGUUGCAUUUCAAGUCAUUGUCCAGCGUAGAUUGCAUAGCAUCUACAGCUAGACUUAGCACCACAUCAUAAUUAUACUCAAAAUGGGGCUAUCUUCACGUUGAAAGUGAUACAACUACGACUGCUAUGAUAAUGUCGUAAAUAAAAAAUAAGGUCGAACGAGAUCGAGGAAAAGCAAGAAAUUCGAGGCGGAAGCUAGAAGCUUUGCACUAUGUGCAUGCUUUGGUUCAUCGGUAUGAGGCGCAUUUUCGCUGUGAGUUUGGGCGGACUGGCUACCAGAAUUCGAACACCUUAUUGCAGAAAGUCUCACCACAAAGUCCGAUCUAUGCACAUCUUCGAAAAGCGAUUGAUGCAGAACAACAUCAAGCAGAACAACAUCACGACAAAGUCCCAUCUACAGCAAACCAACAUCAAGCUAUUGGUAUGGCGAGGAAGAACAAGCUGCUUUGUUUUGGAAGCAUGCUGAACACGCGCAUCGCCCAAGCGGUCGAAAUAGCAGGGAAAGCUGGCUUGACGAAAGAGAGGUGGCAUCACGAGUGCCACAAUGCCCCUGCAAGAAUCAAGACGGAACGAGCUCGUUUUUCAACUUCCACUUCAAUAUCAGGAUCAGCAUCCAGAACCAGAAGCACAUCUAGUUGUACAACUUUCGCUCUUGAAACAGGUACGUCACGCUGUCCCGGUUCAAAUGAAACAGCGAUACAGGAAGAAAUCGUGACAUGCGAACGGUUACACACACGGGAAUGGACAGUUCUCUUUCAGUAUGUACAGACACUAGCACACGAACUCGUGCAAACUUCUCCAUAAAAAAAUGUGAUAGAUUUUCACACUUAUCAAACAACAUGAUUUUCGUUUCGCUUUUGUUUUUGCACUACAAAUUUUGCACAGGGAGCAGCAUCUAUUGAAUCAGUUUAUUUUGUAAAUGAACUUGAGCAGUUGUACGUACAACGAUCUUGCGAACCCUGAGUUUGCAGUUGCUCUACUGUAAAUCAUCGUAGUACGCAUCGUCUUCUGCUAUCAUGAGAAUUCUAUUAAUAGG